AUUAAAUCUGAUUUUUUGUAACUAUUCCUUCAUACAAAGAUCAACAUAAUUCUGGAAAUUUCCAAAGAGAGAGAGAAAGGGAGUUCUUGAGAAAAAUCCCAAAUCCGACCAAAAUUAAGUCCCGAAAUCCGAAGCUCAUGAAGAGAAAAUUGUUGUACGUCGUGUUGGCUUCAAUUUGAGCUAGAAAUCAACCAAUAAGGAGAAGAUUUUAUGUGGUGCUGCAAAUUCAAGGUUGAGACAAUAUUGGACAACGUAUACGUAUAAACGCUAAAGGUACAGAUACUUAUUUUGGAGAGCCGCCACCUUAGGAUUCUACUCAACGGGUUGAAGUGCUCCAUUGUCUCGGAGCCUAAACUUUUGCGAUGCCUCCAAGAAAAGCGACAGCUGCCCAAAAGGGAAAGUCAGUAGUAGGAGAGACUAGUCGGACCCCGAGGAUUACUAGGGCCGUGCCCAGUCUAUGCCUGAGGUUGUGCUCCAGUCGGCGAGCUCUACUACACCGCCAUAUGAGGAGAGAGAAGCAGCAACUGACACUAUGGAUCGGGGGGUUGCUUCACCGCCAGCUCCAGAGGCUCCAGUACCUGAGCCUCCAGCUCUUCAGCCAGGGGCAGAGGACAGGGCUAUGAGAGAUGCAGUUCAGUUGCUGACCAGAAUAGCGACAGGGCAGGCUCGCAGGCAUGGGUUAGGGGUUGACUAUGCUGAUAGACAUGAUAGUUUAAGGGCUCGUGAUUUCUUGACUUGUAAUCCUCCAGAGUUCUAUGGGUCAAGGCCCGGGGAUGACCCGCAGGAGUUUAUCCGACAGGUGCAGCGUACGUUGAGAAUAAUUAAGGCUUCUGAGACAGAGUCUGUUGAGUUAGCUUCCUAUCGGCUGCGUGAUGUAGCUGUUAAUUGGUAUGAGUCAUGGGAGUUAUCUAGGGGCGAGGGUGCUCCUCCAGCGGUGUGGGGUGAAUUUGUGGAGGCCUUCCUUGGCCACUUUCUACCUCCAGAGAUGAGACGAGCCAGAGUAGACAGGUUUUUACAAUUGAGGCAGAAUGGCAGGAGCAUCAGAGAUUAUAGCAUUGAGUUUGACUCGUUGGCGAGACAUGCACCAGCUAUUGUAGCUGACAUGGCUGAUAGAGUGCAUCGGUAUGUGAUGGGGCUGGAUCGUUAUUUGAUUGAUAGCUGUAUGGCAAUGACUUCUCAGCCAGGUAUGGACAUUGCUCGGGUACAGGAAUAUGCACAAGGGGUAGAAGAUCGGCACAGAGGGCGUCAGCCCGAUAGAGAUCAUGAUAGAGGCCAGCGUAAAAGAGCUAGAUCGGCUAGUUAUUCUGGGGAAUUUCAAGGCGGGCAGCCUCAGCAGUACAGUAGAUAUCCUUCUCAGUCAGCCCGGAGUGCACCCCCACAAUUCAAAGGUAGUAGAUUCGAUAGCACAGGGUAUUCAGGAUCCGGUCAAAGCUCCAGGGUUUCAAGUUCACAGAUAAACAGGGGUUCGCGUCAAUCGAGACCACCUUUGCCUCGGUGUCCUCGUUGUGGUAGGUCACAUUUUGGAGAAUGUCGUUUUUCUACAGGUGCAUGCUUUACUUGCGGCCGUCAAGGCCAUAUUAUGAGGGAGUGUCCAUUUAGGGGUAAUUUAAGUGGUGCAGCUCAGCCUACUGGGUCAGUUGUUGGCUCAUCUUCUUCUGUAGCUAUGCGCCCUGUGGGGCAGGGUAUUCAGAUAACAGCAGGCCGUGGUAGAGGCCGUGGUGGAUCUUUCAGUUCUAGCGGUCCUUCGAACCGCAUAUAUGCCUUGGCUAGUAGACAGGACCAGGAGGCGUUGCCAAAUGUAGUUACAGGGAAAGCAAAUGUUGUAGCAGAUGCACUUAGCCGUAAAUCCAUGGGUAGCCUGGCAGAUGUACAACCAGAACGAGAAAAGAUAAUCCGUGAUAUUUGCCAGUUAGCUAACCUUGGAGUCCGUUUGGCUGAUUCUAGUGAUGGUAGAGUUUUUAUUCGAGGAGUUGCUGAAUCCUCUAUCAUAGAAGCGGUAAAGCAACGCCAGUAUGAAGACCCUAUUCUGGCACAGUACCGAGAUGAAACCCUUCAAAAGGAAAGGACCCCAUUCGAGGUCACACCUGAUGGAGUGCUAAGAUAUAGAGGCAGAUUAUGCGUACCUGAGAUUAUAGGGCUACGACAACAGGUUUUGGGAGAGGCACACUAUGCCCGGUAUUCUGUGCAUCCAGGGUCGACAAAGAUACAGAGGGGCUCAGUUUACAGCUAG
This is a messenger RNA of Solanum dulcamara, 2230 nucleotides long. RefSeq lists its product as uncharacterized. Bases 458 to 2230 code for a protein of 590 amino acids. The transcript is spliced from 6 exons. Gene Ontology annotation, molecular function: nucleic acid binding; zinc ion binding. NCBI's taxonomy places the organism in Eukaryota, Viridiplantae, Streptophyta, Magnoliopsida, Solanales, Solanaceae. The record is from RefSeq and is a predicted model, not a curated record.